Messenger RNA from Kluyveromyces lactis, 1101 nucleotides. RefSeq names its product Taf4p (gene TAF4). The record is from RefSeq and is a predicted model, not a curated record. Gene Ontology annotation, cellular component: transcription factor TFIID complex. The transcript has a single exon. Gene Ontology annotation, molecular function: RNA polymerase II general transcription initiation factor activity; DNA binding. The coding region runs from base 1 to 1101 and encodes 366 amino acids. Lineage: Eukaryota; Fungi; Ascomycota; Saccharomycetes; Saccharomycetales; Saccharomycetaceae. Gene Ontology annotation, biological process: transcription initiation at RNA polymerase II promoter.
AUGGCAAAAUCGCCCAAGAGAAAGAAUUCUGAACCGGAAGAUUUAUCUUCAAAUAAACGUUCCAAAUCAUUCGAAUUUGGCAAAGUAGAGAACGGGCUGGAACCCAGUGGCUCAGAUUUUGGCAGUGAUCUGCCUACGCCAUUCGAUACUAUGGUUACAGAACAGCCAUUAGCUCUACCUAAAGCAUCAUCUCCAACUACAAACCUAGCAUCUCCGCGAAACUCAAGUACGCCAAAUUUGAAGACGACGAGUACGACAAGCAAACAAUCACAGAAAGCAGAACAGAAGAAGAAUGCCGGGGGUUCAACAGGUAGUACGACUGCCUCAACUACAAAACCACAGCAAAGUGAUCCAGACAAGCUUAGUGAUGCUUUGUUAUCGGCCGGUGUUGAUAUAAGAGAGGAAGAGGCAUUGCUAAGUAGCACAGUUGCUAGAACAAAAGCAACCGGUAUUUCAGCAAAUAACCAGGUCCCAUCUCAUCCUCCAUUCCUACAUCCUAAGAACAUUUCAGAUUUCAUGAAAAGAAUUGCAUCAGAACAAAACUUUCAUCAAGAUUUCAAUAAAAACACUGAUAUACUCGGAUUAAUGUCUACUGCAUGUGAACUUUACAUGAGGGACGUGAUAACGAACUCUUUAAUCCUAUCCAUACAUAGACGGAAAGGUGUUAAACUAAACACGGGAAGGAGGAGUGAAGUGAGUCGUUCUUUGAGGGAUUUAGCAUUAAGACAAAAGACUCAAGAAGAAAGAAGAGUACAGAGAAGAAUAGCACUCGGUUUAGAAAAACAAACAACGGAUGCUAGGUUAGAUACUGAAGAGACUCAAUAUCGUGCAUCAAAUGCAACUGCCAAUUUGAUGAUUGCAGGGGGUAACAAAAAAAAAUAUAGUUGGUUGACCGCUGGAUCCAAGUCCAGCUCGACAGACCUAAAAAAUCAGGGAAAUGUUUCAUCUGCUGUUGCAGCAAGGGGUGAAAUGGGUAUCAAAUAUAGAGAAGCAAGAGAAGAACCUGGCAUCGUUAUGAGGGACCUUCUUUUAGCUUUAGAAAAUAGGCGAGUAGGAGUUAAUAAUGUUAUCACUAAAGGAUAUGCUAGAAUCAGAGACUAG